UAGUUCCCUCUCCUGUCCUCCGUAUUAUCACUUGUUCCGAGGACGUAUGAUUGUGUUGUGCUGCCCGCCGUCUCUCCGUGGCGCAGGACAAGACGGUCGCCACGCCUUCAGGGACGCACUUUACCACGGCGUCAGCUCUCCAUCUGUGUCCGCUGUUCACCGGCGGAAACCUGUCCAAAGCCAGGACAUUUAAAGCCAUUGACACACAUUUUUUCCCACUUACACCAAUCAGACUGUACCUUUGGAGUCCGGCUCUACUUCUCCCUGCUGCUGCCAGUUGAACAGGCUGUUUUGUAAAACUGUUACUAAUUUGGGAAUAUCUGGAACGGCGGUUUUAUUGAUUUGACAUCGAAUACAAGUCGGUCAAAGAUGGGGAUUAAGGUGUAGUGCUGACAGGAAUGCCCCAGACUGUGUGCUCAGGCACCAUGUUCACCACCCCCAGUGGCUUCAGCCCCCAUCUGGCCUGUGCUGAGCCGGAGGAAGAAGAGGAUGCCCCACAGGAGGGCCCGGGGCCUGGUGCUUGCCUGGCCGAUGGGCCCCCGAUCACCUCCGCCUCCCUCGACACCCUGAUCCAUAACCUGGUGCCCACUGCUGAUUACUACCCCGAGAAAGCCUAUGUGUUUACCUUCUUGCUGAGCGCUCGUCUGUUCAUCCCUCCUCCGGAGCUCCUUUCCAGGGUGUGUGAGCUGUGCAUCAAACAGCAGCAGCUGGAUCAGAGCCCACUCGAUACGGCAAAAGUGCGCAAGUUUGGUCCCAAGAUCCUGGAGCUGCUGACAGAGUGGACAGAGACAUUCCCGUCUGACUUCCGGGACGAGAAGAUGGUCGGACACUUUAAAGACAUCGUCCACAGGAUAGCUCCGUGUGAUGAGGCCUACUGGAAAACCUUGAACCAGGUGUUGCAGAAGCUCAGCCAGCGACUGGCCCUGAUUAGCCAGGGGGAAGAGAGGAGAGGAGAGGUUUCCCUCAACGCCUCCUCCAUUUCUGACAAGCUGGUGGCCUUUAAAACCAAGCCUCCGCCCAUCCAGAAGGACAUGCUCUCCAUCUGCAAUGACCCAUACACACUGGCACAGCAGCUCACCCACGUCGAGCUGGAGCAUUUGAGACAUAUUGGGCCGGAGGAGUUUGUCCAAGCCUUUGUUCAGAAAGACCCACUAGAUGGAACCCAGCCAUGCUUCAGUGACCAGAAGAAGAAAACCUCCAACCUGGAGGCUUAUGUCAGGUGGUUCAACAGACUGUGUUACCUGGUGGCCACUGAGAUCUGCAUGCCAGCAAAGAAGAAGCAAAGGGCCCAGGUGAUCGAGUUCUUCAUCGAUGUGGCAAGGGAGUGUUUCAACAUUGGAAACUUCAACUCCCUCAUGGCCAUCAUCUCUGGUAUGAACAUGAGUCCCGUGUCACGUCUGAAGAAGACUUGGAAUAAAGCCAAGACGGCCAAGUUCUUCAUUCUUGAGCAUCAGAUGGAUCCUACAGGGAACUUUUACAACUACAGGACAGCUCUGAGGGGGGCCGCGCAUCGCUCUCGGACUGCCAACAGCAACAGAGAACGGAUUGUUAUUCCCUUCUUCAGUCUGCUGAUCAAAGACAUUUACUUCCUGAAUGAAGGAUGUGCCAAUAGGCUGCCCAACGGCCACGUCAACUUUGAGAAAUUUGUGGAGUUGGCACGGCAGGUCGGGGAGUUCAUGACCUGGAAACAGGUGGAGUGUCCAUUCGAGGAGGAUCGGGCCAUCCUACACUACCUCCACACUGCUCCCAUCUUCAGCGAGGACGGACUUUACCUUGCAUCCUAUGAGAGCGAGAGCCCAGAGAACCAGGUAGAGAAGGACAGAUGGAAAGCACUCAGGUCUAACGUUCUGGGAAAGACAUGAGGCACUGACGGCAGCUGACCCUCCCGCCAGCAAGGGAGCGUGUGUUCUCGUUGCACUAAAAUGAACUGUGAAGGAACCUAGCUGGUACUUAGGUGUUUUUCUAUGAAGAAAUGGCGGGGCGGAGGGGAGAAACACGAUGAACAGGAUUCAUCAAGAAGAGUGGUUGGAAAAUGAAAAACAACAAAUCACAAAAAAAAGUGAAUUGAAAAACUUAAGCUAUGGAAAUCGGAGCAAAAUGCCUAUCAGUGAUGAGGUACGUUAUGUUGGAGAGGGAUACAGCCUUUCCUCCUUCCUUCCUUCCAUGUGUGUUUACUCUGUGCAGAUAUGUUUACUACUAUAGAGAGUACAGUUACAGGCAAAACCACUUUACAAUAAGAAAUUCCUACUGAUUGUUGUUUUGGUAUUUGUUCCCCCUUUUCUCUCUCUCUCUCUCUCUCUCUCUAUAAUUCUCUUCCCCUUUGGUCCAAAAGCCUUGUUAAAAAAUUUAAUUUUGCUUUUUUUUUUCUUUACUUGUAAUGUACUGUAAGAAUAUUAAAAUAAUGUGAAGGGCGCUGGAUAGCCCUACACGUACUUUUAUGUGUGCGAGUGUGCUUGUGAUCCAGAUGUUCAUGCGUUCAUGUCUGUUCAGAUUGUCCCUGUCUUGUUUUGCAUGAGAAUGACUGAAGAAGCCUGUCUAUUGGUCAUCCCUUCUUGUAUUUUAAUUUAUUGUAUCUUAUUUUAGGCGGGGAUAUAAGAACUGUUUAAAUAGUGUUUUCUACUUUUAAAUGUAUUGUGCCAGUAAUGCGAGACAACUACAAUAUAGCUUAACAGUCACAAUGGGAGAUAGGCCACAUUGAUUGUGUACAGGUGACGUUUACCCCUCUUCUUUCUGCUCUUCAGGAAGUUUUUUCUGACUGACGUUCAGUUGUCUGAUAUAUUUAUGGAGAUUCUGUGCUGACAGAUGUAUAGUUUUUAUUGUAACUUUCCUUUACUGAAUAUGAAGUCCAACAGCAUGCUCUGACAGGUGUUUUUAAAGGGGCAUUACGUGUACCAACCUUGUAAAGAUUACAACAAAGGACAAUGGUUAAUUAGAUCAUAGUCUAUGAAGUAAAGAGGGAAUUUUGUGCCAUACGAUUCACUGGUUGUUAUGACAAUUCAGGUUCCUCUGACUUAAAAUGUGUUGUUUAUCGUUUUGUGGGGAUUGUCACAGAACUUUGUUUUUGGCGGUUUUGUUGUGAUUCGGGAGCCAUUUUUUUAAAUGGUGGGUGGCGGAAGUAGAGGAGGGUUAUGGGGAACUAUGUAAUUAUAAGCUUUUUAAAAAACAGUCUUAAUAAGUUUUCUAUAAUUGAUUGAUGUCAGUGUUUUCUCUUUAGAAACACCUUUCCCUCUCACUAACAAACUGACUUUAAUUCUGCUUCCUCAUUUGUCAUCAAUAAACUCGCUUUCCCUGUAACACGUUCGCCAGAUAAGUUAAGACGAUAGAGAGCCAGAGAUGUGAAGUCAAACCUGCCCUUCAAGGUGAACACCUGUUUUAAUAAAACAUUGCCUGCCA
Molecule: messenger RNA, 3393 nt
Organism: Etheostoma cragini (Arkansas darter)
Lineage: Eukaryota; Metazoa; Chordata; Actinopteri; Perciformes; Percidae
Product: ras-GEF domain-containing family member 1C-like
Exons: 14
Coding region: 399-1862 (487 amino acids)
Biological process (GO): positive regulation of GTPase activity; Ras protein signal transduction
Cellular component (GO): plasma membrane
Molecular function (GO): guanyl-nucleotide exchange factor activity
Source: RefSeq, a predicted model, not a curated record